AUGCAUUCGACUUCGCUCCUUCUCGGCCUGUCCCUCGCGGCAGCAGCCGCCGCACAGAUCCAGGUCAACGGUGCAAGCAGCAUCGCCGCAAGCAUGGUCCCAACCGCGGCUGCGGCGCCAGCUUCCGCAGUAGACAACUCUGCAGCCGCGCCCACCGCUGCUAGUCCAGCAUAUUCUGCACCCGCUUCGCAGAUCACCACCGCCGCGACAUAUGGUUCGGCUUCUUCUGCGGACAUCUACUCCAUGAUGCCCUAUUCUUCUUUCAUGGCUGGUGGCUACAGUAGCAUGGCUUGUGGGUACGGAUACACGAAGGCCGGCGACGGGAGCUGUCAAUCGGAAUCUUGGUGGGCGACACAAGGAUGCUAUGAGACUAUUAUCAUCAACAACAAUGGAGGAGGGGGCUACGGGGGCUACGGAGGAGGCAGUUGUGGUUAUGCUUCGACAGCCACGGUUACCUCCACCGCAUAUGCCACUGUCACAGAGACAGCCGUCUCAACCAUGAUACAGACACAAACUAUGACCGAGAUACAGACCCAGGCGACGACCGUCGUCCAGUACCAGACCGUCACCCAACUGAUGACGGACAUCGAAUCAGUCACGCAGACACAAACGCAGACCGACUUCGUUACGAUGACCUCGACGGAGCUCGUUCCGACAACAAAGGUCUGGGUGUCGACCCAGGUCAUCGACGAGACACAGACACUCGAGCAGACCCUGACGGCGACGCAGACCCAGACGCAGGUCAAUGUCUACACGCAGACUGCAACCGCCACGGAGACUGCAACCGCGACCGCGACGAAGACCCAGGAGGAGACGACCACGGACUUCGCGACGCAAACGGUGCUCAGCACGGUCGUGCAGCCGACAACGUACACCAGCGUGUAUGUCAGCACUCAGGUCAUCAACAACACCUUGACGCAGGAGGUUACUCAGACUGCUACUCAGACUGAGGAUUUCACCUAUGUACAGACGCAGACCGCCACGGCUACUCAGACCGAGCUCAAGACCCAGAGCGUCACCGUCACCUCGGUCAGCAUCUCCGUGCAGCCUACGACCUACGUCCAAACGAUGGUCAGCACCCAGAUUGUGGAUGAGACGCAGACCGUUGAAAACACCCUUCUCUCAACUGUCGUGGAGAACAAGACGUAUUUCCAGACGCAGACACUCCUCUCCACUGCGACUGCGACUGCGACAGAGACGGACACUGCAACCGCGACUCAGACCGAGCUCGAUACCGUCACUAAGACUCAGGAGAUGACCGUCACCCAACUGAGCACGGUCAUACAGCCGACGACGUACAUAUCUUCUGUCGUAAGCACACAAGUCGUCGACGAGACACAGACACUCCUGUACACCGUGGUCCAAACCAUGACGGACAACUUCACGUCCGUGCAGACACAGACACUCCUCUCCACCGCGACUGCAACUGCAACGAAGACUGACACGGCCACGCAGACGGACUUCGUAACCUACAAACAGACUGUGACGGAGAUCAGCACGAUGGUGCAGCCGACGACAUACAUUUCGACGCUCGUCAGCACGCAGGUCAUCGACGAGGAUAUGACUGUCCUUCAGACGCAGACCUACGUGUCGACCGCCACCGCCACCUCGACUGCCACCGCGACAGUGACGGAGACGGCGACGCAGCUCGUAACUUGCAUCCAGUCGUGCCAGACCAGCGCCAUGCUGACGAAGGGCAAUGCCAUGAGCUGGACGUACGCCACGACCUCUGCCAUGGCCACCGCGACAGCCGACGCAACAUCCGUUGCUGCGAGCAUGGCAUACGGCGGGGCCGGCUACGGUGCGGCCGGCUACGGUGCGGCUGGCUACGCCAGCACCGCGGCGUCGUCCAAUGCAUCGUCGUACGGAAAGUCCAACUACGGCCGGGCAUGGGCUUCAAAUUGGUCGAGGCGCGCUGCUUCGUCCCACUAA
Messenger RNA from Fomitopsis serialis, 1932 nucleotides. RefSeq lists its product as uncharacterized. NCBI's taxonomy places the organism in Eukaryota, Fungi, Basidiomycota, Agaricomycetes, Polyporales, Fomitopsidaceae. The transcript is spliced from 10 exons. Bases 1 to 1932 code for a protein of 643 amino acids. The record is from RefSeq and is a predicted model, not a curated record.